Aureobasidium melanogenum CBS 110374 is the source of this 951-nucleotide messenger RNA. RefSeq lists its product as uncharacterized. The annotation marks the transcript as partial. The transcript has a single exon. The record is from RefSeq and is a predicted model, not a curated record. Lineage: Eukaryota; Fungi; Ascomycota; Dothideomycetes; Dothideales; Saccotheciaceae.
GUGACCGCCACAAGCUUCGAGACUGCGACAUCAACCGUCACGAGUGUGGCCGAGAUCACUUCCGUAGCCACGACAUGCACUAUUGGAACCACAGCACCAACGCUUGUACAAUACUAUGCGUCCUGUACUGAAAGUGUCUGGUCGUCUGCAGGACAAUACUGGCAGCAGCACUGUUCCGCAUCGCUCGUUGGAGGUAGCACUAUCCGCGCCUACGCCUAUCAAGCUGCACUAUACAACUUUCCAGUCAGUGUUUGUGCCGCUCUGAACAGUCUCAACAACCCUGCAUCCAGGUGUGCGGGAAUAAAUGUCAGAAGCAUCGGGGGUCUUGCACAGUACUUCCUAGUAAAUGGAGAUGUAUCCUUCACUACCACGACAGACGUGUACACCGACAGAGCUAUCGCUGUUUACACGACCAACCCAUGCGAGGUCACUACGACAGCCACCACGACCGAUUUUUACCCCGUUGCUGAAACGUCAGCCGUUGUCUACACCUCAACAUACGAGGUCACCUAUCUGGAGACUAUCACUGUUUCAGUCCCGGACACAUCGAGCUCCACGACCACGAGCACUUCUUCUUCUUCAUCUUCUGUGAUUCUGUUCAACACUACAGAUAGUGCAGCUGCCACUACUGUCAUUCAUCCUUUAUCUAAUGCUACAUCCACCUUGUCACUCGUUCCAGCCUCGAACACGACCACAAGCUCGAUCAUCUUGUCAACAUCUAACACCUCUCUAAAUGCUACGACUCGGAGUCUUGUGCCCAUCGCCGUCAAUGCCACGACCACAAGCUCGAUUGUUCUGUCAACACCUAGGAUUUUGCUGAAUGUCACGACUCAAACUGUCGUACCCGUUGCCAUCAAUGCCAGCAACAUCACCGCGCCAAUCAAUGUCUUGCCUGUGAGCAACGUCACAAUCAUUAAUACGUCGUCGAAUCACACAAGCGCUAGACCUUCA